CCUGAUCUGCCCCCGGCCUAUUGCUGGAUGUCGUCCAACAGCCCCGCGCCGCUGUACUCGGAGUCACCAACCGCGACCGAGCGCGUGCUCCAAACCGGCCACUGCUCUUGCAUCACCCCCGGUUCCUCUGCGGCGGACGCGCAGAAGUUCGUGUACAAGUCCGAUCACCUUGAGGUUCAACUGCAUCCCCCGCGCUGGGGUUCUCCGCUUCCUGCGUACGGCCUCGGCGGCACAGUCGACGGCGUUCUGACUUUCCGUAAGCCGUGCAACCACGUACAGGAGGUGUCUGUAUCGCUGUACGGCACUCUGACGACGUCCGCUAGCCAGCACGCGAGCAUAGCCGUUCCCGGCGUACAGAAGAUCGUUGUGCUACGCCAGAAAGUGGUGUUAUACUCCGCACCAGCGGGGAGUACCAACGCAGUGAGCGGAGAAUUCCCAUUCGCGCCCCAGUUCCCACCCUUUAUCGAGGAUGGCUCGGACCCCCUCCCGCCGUCAUAUACGGUGUUCCAACCAGGCGUGACGACCGAAAUCUCGUACCAGGUGCGCGUGGACAUUGUCCGUAAGGGCCUGCGGCGGCACGAGAAGUUGACGGUCCCCAUCCUCUACCUCCCGAAGUCGCGGCCGAUCGUGCCCUCGCUCGAGUACAUUCCGUGGUCGGUGCGCGUGGACAGCUCGGCGGACGGACGUGUGUGCGAGAUUCCCCUCGAGCCGACAUGGCCGAAGGGCUGCGACGCAAGCCCACAUCAGGCUGAUGAUCUGCCCGUCAUUUCGCUCACGAUGCCGACAUCAAAAUGCUUCGCGUCUGGGGACACCAUCCCGCUCUCGCUCAAAAUCUCGUGCCCGCGCUCGCCCGCACUCGCACAGCUCCUGUCGCACAACGCGCACUUGUGCCUCAUCAAGCGACAGAAGGCCUGGGUCUCGCUCGGCCGGCAGGUCAGCGUGCGCGAGCUGUUGCUUUCCCGCGCGGAGGUAUAUCUCGCAGACGACUCGCAGGAGGGCACCGCGUACCUGCGCAUGGAACUGCAGGCGGGCGAGGCUGGACGGGAGUGCUCGUGGCGCGUCGAGGGGACCGUCGCGGUCGAGCACGUCAUCCGUUUGGUGAUUUUCCCGCCGGAGCACGUCAAGAACUUCCCCGCGUAUCGUUGUGAGGUGCCGGUGACGCUCACGACGGACCAGUACGGGACGCAGCAGAGCGAGCUGCUCGCGAUGAGCGGCGUGCCCUUCCCGGCGCUGGGACUCAGCGACCCUAGCCGGCACUUGCGCACGGCGCAGCCGCUUUGACGACAUCGACAUCCUCUCCAUCCUUCUCUCUCACUCUCACGCUCGGUUUCACUCCACUGCUCGCCACCGCUCAGCUCUCCACCUCUCGCGACAUCUUUUCUCAUCAUUUCCCCCAAUUUAUUCAAUUAUGAUUCGUAUUUUGGUCCGUGGAGGCCUGUAGUGGUUGCACUGUAAAUUAUUCUGGUUCCUGUUACGCCAUUUUACGACCCCCCCUCUCUCUCUGUCUCUCUAUUACGCUCUCCGCAUCUCCUGACAUGACUCCUGCUUUCCGAGUAGCUGUACGCUUUCUUCUAGACACGUCGUAGAGCUGUAUAAUUACUCGGGCCCCCAUGAC
Molecule: messenger RNA, 1615 nt
Organism: Trametes versicolor FP-101664 SS1
Lineage: Eukaryota; Fungi; Basidiomycota; Agaricomycetes; Polyporales; Polyporaceae
Exons: 5
Coding region: 28-1281 (417 amino acids)
Source: RefSeq, a predicted model, not a curated record